AUGCACCUCGAGAAUGGAAAGAUGCUUGAUCCAACAAGUGAUAAUCUGUGGUCAAGAGCUUUGAAAACUCUCGAUCCAAAAGAGAGGGAGCAAUUGGAUGUCUUCGUCAGCGACGACAAGCACAAUGUCCUAAAUGACAUUCUCCAGGCUGCCCAGCAGAAGAAAGCCGAUGCCCUAAGGAAACGCUGGAGGUUUACUUGGAACGGUCAAACUCACAUUGUUAGGGAUUAUUUGGAAAAGAUCAUCAUCUGGGUCGAAAAGUUCAAAGCUGUGGGUGAUGCGGCUGUUCAGUAUGAUCCUGCUCAUGCGGCACUACCAUGGGCGUGUGUUCGCUUUUUCCUUCAGGCCACCGUCGACAAUGUGCGGUUUUUUGGCAUCAUGGCGGAUAACAUGGCUCAGAUUGCAAACAUCAUCGCCCAAAAUGCUAUCGUGGAAGAUCUAUAUCUGAACCGGGAUCUUAAGGUCACUCCCCUCCUCCAGCAGUCACUCAUUCGAACGUACGCGCUUAUUCUGCGACUUUUGGCCAGAAUUUUCAAGUAUUAUUCGCAAACAACAUUCAAGAAUCUGGCUAAAGGUUUUACUUCUGAGUUGGAGACAGCUCAGAACAUCUCUAACCUAGUUGCUGUUGAGCAGAAUGACAUGGAGCGCUGCAUGGGAAUCGCAGAUGCCGAAAUUCGCGAACUAACGACUGCAAAAUCAGAUCAGGAUCGAUCUCGACACAUGGUUAACAUGAAGACAAUUCUCUCAGACCUGAGGUCCCCUAUCAGCAGAAUUAGCGCCGACCUUUCGCAGUUUCUGAGAUUGAAGGAUGAGGAAGAUCGACUGAAUAUAUUGAGAUCGCUUUCUAAGCUGCCGUACCCCUCUCAUCACCAGGCGGCCGCUAGUGGACGUUUAGAUGGUUCUGGGCAAUGGCUUUUGCGACAUCAAAUUUUCAACAGCUGGCGAGCAAGCAGCUCGUCUACAAUUCUUUGGUUGCAUGGAAUACCUGGAUGCGGCAAAACGAAGCUUUGCUCAAUAGUCGUCGACGCGAUGAAAGCGGCUGAUACCACUUCCGCCGAGCUCCUGGCAUUCUUUUACUGUGCUCGAGAUCCACGUGAACCGAUGCGAGGACAGUGCAACGCAGUAGUCCAAAGUAUUUUACGCCAGGUCGUAGCUGCGUCACCUACCCGAACCGUCCCAAAGGCAGUGCAGGCCAUGCAUGAGAGAAUUCAAGAAGAGGGCUUCGGCGAACGAGAGUGGACACAGCAUGAGUGCAUCGACACCCUCGUCGAUGUAAUGGAUAUAUACCCUUCACUAACUAUCAUCAUUGACGCCCUGGACGAGUGCGACGCGGAUGAGCGGAUGUCCCUUCUUCUUUCGUUGAAGGAAGUAAGAGAUAAGUCGGCGAACCUUGUGAAGAUUCUUAUCACCAGUCGGGACGACAUCGACAUUAUGUCAUCGCUAGCUGACACAUCAGACAUAAGAAUCAGUGCGGCUCAUAAUGCUGAGGACAUCGACCGUUUCGUCAAUGAGAGAGUUGAUACUCUGAUGGAUUCACGAGAGAACCUCUAUGGCCCUGGACUCGAAGGCCUUCGCCAGGAAAUAAGGACUGUAUUGUCUGGAAAAGCUCAGGGAAUGUUCAGAUGGGUAGAUCUCCAGCUUGAAACGUUGAAGCGUACGAAAUUAGAUCAAGACCUCAAGUCACAGCUAGGCCGCCUCCCAAGGACUCUGGACCAUUCAUACUACGCCAUCUAUCGUGCUAUCCAAGAAGCUGGAACCUGCGCAAAACUUCUAGCUGAUGGUGUUUUUCAGUGGCUACUGUAUGGCAAAGAAGCGAUUCAAACAGAGUCAUUUGCCGCCUUUAUUUCCAUUGCAACAGGGGCAUCUAAACAUCCAUUGAAACCGCAACAUCUAUUGGAUAUUUGUGGAAACUUGGUCGAAAUCGACCAAUCAUUCAAUGUUUUUCGCUUCGUUCACUUAUCAGUCCGGGAGUUCUUCGAACACUUCCAGGAUCGUGGAGACGAUACAUUUACACCAUCAAAGGGGCACGCAACUUUGGCCUAUCAUAGCCUACUGCACAUAUGUUACAGUCUUUCACCUACGCGGAUGGAAAGUUUAAGAGUUCAAAACCUUACAGGAGAAAAUGGCCAUUUAAAUUACCCUUCAGAUGGAGCGAUGAAGCGAUAUGUUGACCGGUACUGGCAUGUGCACGCGAUACUUAGUGGAGAGCGCCGCUAUAAAAAACCUUUUCAACCUCUCUUCGAAUUUUUUAUGCAACAAGGUCCGACUGCUGACUCUCUAUUCAGUAUGUGGUGUUGUACCGCGACGUUUGAGGAAGUUUCGGGGUUAGAACUUGAAAGAUGCCACUCGGCCACCCGAACACCUGCCCAUCCGAUAUGGCUAGCGUGCGCCUUUGACUUGGAGGAAAUGGUUGACGCAUGCAUUAUUGAAGAUGGGUUUGACAUUGAAAUGAGGACUGGUGUUUCUCUUACACCUUUGCUUGAAGCUGCAAGGCUUGGCAGCUCUCGUACCUUUCGCAAACUGCUAGAUUGCGGAGCAGACAUAGGGGCUAAGACCCCCCAUUACGGCAAAGGGGUCGUAACAUUUGCUCUCGAAAACGAGCAUACAAAUGUGCUUAAGCUACUUGAAGAGCUUGGUCUCAUGGAUCAUUGCUUACCGGCCACGACUAAGGAGAUUAUGGACAUCUCUGGUCGGAAUAGACUCGGCAAAGACGGACACAGAUUUAUGGGAAGAACCGUCAAGGCACGUCGACUUCCUAAAUCACGAUUGGGAAUACGGGGAGAUAUGGGCCUCUUGGAAGUACAUAGUGGCUCAGAGGGCCCAUAUCAGCAAUAA
Colletotrichum truncatum is the source of this 2835-nucleotide messenger RNA. RefSeq lists its product as uncharacterized. NCBI's taxonomy places the organism in Eukaryota, Fungi, Ascomycota, Sordariomycetes, Glomerellales, Glomerellaceae. The record is from RefSeq and is a predicted model, not a curated record.